Poeciliopsis prolifica (blackstripe livebearer) is the source of this 8953-nucleotide messenger RNA. RefSeq names its product collagen, type XXVII, alpha 1a (gene col27a1a). Lineage: Eukaryota; Metazoa; Chordata; Actinopteri; Cyprinodontiformes; Poeciliidae. Gene Ontology annotation, molecular function: extracellular matrix structural constituent. The transcript is spliced from 61 exons. The coding region runs from base 334 to 5601 and encodes 1755 amino acids. The record is from RefSeq and is a predicted model, not a curated record.
UUCUGACUCCGUAACCCCGCUGAGAAGAACCCACGCAGCUUCCCUCACCGGCCGCAGCAGCGUCCCUCAAUCUGGAUCGGCAUAAAUGAAUGAGCCACAAAGGAAUAUCGCCAGACGAUCGCAACCUGGAAACUCUCUCUUGUCAAACAAGACAACCAGGAGGAUUCUAUGUCGAGCUUGACAGGCAGCUCAGCGUGACGUUUUAUGUCUGGAACUUCAUCUCAAGAUUGUCAAAUGCGUGAAACGGCGGCCGGUGUUUUCUGCCCCCCUCGCAAAGGAGUCACGCUGUGAUUAACGGAUCAGGUUUUUGACUGGCAGGACAAAUGAAUACAAAUGAAUUUAGGCACCCGAAGGAGAGAUUGCAGAACCUCUCAUCUAGAUACAAAGAGAGCCCUAUUGCUCUGUACAGUUUUAUAUUGUACUUGUUACCUGGGACUUACACAAGUACACUCUGAAGAUGUUGAUAUCCUCCAAAAGUUGGGGCUUAAGGGACAGAAGCCGUCACGUUCUGUGCCAGAAGGGGUCAUUCCAUUCAGAGCAGGGAUCAUCCUCAACCAGAGGGCGCAUAUUGAGGCUCCAUUGCACUCAGUCCUUCCAGCGGCCAUCUGGCCCAAGUUGGCACUGGUCCUGAGUGUUCGCUCACAUCGUGUAAACAGUGCUUUCCUCUUCACUCUGCUUUCAAGCAAAAAGAAGCUCCUUCUUGGUUUGCAGCUUGUACCAGGUAGUCUAGUCCUACACACAGGACUGAACACCUCAGUGACACUGCCCUAUGAGCCCCAUGAUGGCCAGUGGCACCAGCUGGCACUGGAAAUUAAUGGAAAGACAGUGACUCUAUAUGCCUCCUGCGGAGAGCAGAGUGUCCAGGCAGACUUUGGGUGGGACAGUGAGGAGGGACUGGCUCCAGAACUCCAAGGCUCCUUCUUGCUGGGGAAGUCAAGCCAGCACCAAGCAUCAGGAUACUUUGAAGGAGCAAUUUGCCAGUUUGAUCUGGUCCCUUCUGCACAGGCAGCUCACAACUACUGCAAAUACAUUAAGAAACAAUGCAGGGAAGCUGACACUUACAGGCCUAACCUUUCUCCUUUACUACCUAUUCUACCAAGAGUAACAAACAUUUCAGCUACUCUUACUACCCCUAAGCGUGGUGAUUCAGACACCGCAAGGAAGACCACAAAGUUGAGCCUUGCCAGGAAUGUCGCCGCUGCUGCCUCAGCUGUUAGGUAUGUGACCUCCACCCAUAAAAAAAAGCUAAAUCAGACAACCAUACCCACUCCCCUGCUAGUAACUGUGAUGCCAACCACAUCCCAAUUGGGUUUCGUCGUCCCUUCUUCCCUAACCAAGACUGAAACUGUAACAGCACCACUCAGGACACCAGCGCCGCAUGCAAAAUCUCCAACCCCAAACUUGAAAGCGUCAGAUCACAAAACUGCUAAGCCCACACCACCACCAAAGCCUACUCAUCAAAGCAACUCAAAAGAGACUAUAACAACAGACAAGAAGAAAUGUACCACUCCAACCACCAAAUCCCCCAAAAUCAAAAUUGACACUGUUUUACAAGACCAAGCUAGAGUCCUAAACCAACCUCAGCCCACAACACCCAAGAAAAUACUCCCCAAGUCUAAGGUUUCUCCAUCCAAAGUUUCUUUGCCCAAUUCCCAACCAGAUUAUGUCAAAAUUACCCCCUCUAAACCAACACUAUCCAAAGAAAAAUCAUCAGUCCCGAAAACUAUAACUGCUAAGCCCCCAAAGCCAAUUUCUAAACAAACUACCAAGCCAACAAAGAAACCCAAAACUACCAAGGCUUCAGUCACUCCUCGACCUACCAAGCCUACAGACAUAGUAACACCACCUGCUACUGAUGAUUUCCAGAGCUGGGAGGUGCCACCAACACAGUUCUCAAUGCUGACAGGACCAAAGGGAGAGAAAGGAGACCCUGGCCCACCGGGACUGCCAGGACCUUCAGGGAAACCAGGCCUGCCAGGCAAGAGGGGUCCGCAGGGCGAACCUGGCCCUCAUGGGAAUCCUGGUAGACCUGGUCCACCUGGACUAAAGGGGAAAAAAGGAGAUCCUGGCAUUUCACCUGGCCCAGCACCUAAAGGAGAGAAGGGAGACUCAGGGACUAUUGGCCCUGUUGGACAGCCUGGACAAGAGGGCCGAAAGGGACAGAAAGGAUACCCCGGUCCAUCCGGACUUCCUGGAGAGACAGGAGAGCAGGGUCCAAUCGGAAGCCCAGGUGCCAAAGGUUAUCCUGGCAGGCAGGGUUUACCAGGACCUAUUGGACCAAAAGGGCUGAAAGGCAUUCGGGGUUUCAUUGGAAUCCCAGGCCUUUUCGGCCUGCCUGGCCCUGAUGGCGAAAGAGGAAUUCCGGGUGAACCAGGGAAGAGGGGCGAGAUGGGUAGGCCGGGGUUUCCAGGGGAUUUUGGGGAGAGAGGGCCACCUGGACCAGACGGAGAGCCAGGUGACCUAGGAGCCCCUGGUCCGAACGGAGUCCCUGGAUUAAUUGGUGAUAUGGGGCCUGUGGGAGAAAUGGGCCCUCCCGGACCGACUGGACUCAAGGGGGUACCCGGAAAUUCUGGAGAACCAGGACUGAAAGGUGAUAAGGGGGACGUUGGGAUUCCUGGACAGCAGGGGGAGAUUGGGUUCAAAGGAGAUAAGGGUAUCCAAGGAGCGCCAGGUUUACCGGGCAUUCGUGGGAAACCAGGACCACAGGGGAAACUAGGAGAGAAAGGUCCUGAUGGAGCACCUGGACCACCAGGCCCAGAGGGUUUUCCUGGUGACAUGGGACCACCGGGAGAGAACGGCGUCGAAGGACCAAAGGGAAAAAUAGGAGACCGAGGUUUACCGGGGCCCCGAGGGAUUCCUGGCCUGGAGGGAGACGAGGGUCCGAUCGGGCCACCGGGACCAUCAGGACUUGAGGGUAGAAUGGGAAGAAAAGGAUUUCCUGGGAAGGUUGGUCCAGAGGGAGUGAAGGGAGAAGCCGGUGUCCCAGGAAAAGUUGGGUCCAUGGGAGAAAGAGGAUUGGUGGGUUUCAUCGGACCUGUGGGAGAGGCAGGGCUGGCAGGAGAGAAGGGAGACCGAGGAGAAAUGGGCCUUCCCGGACCACCCGGAGUAAAAGGAUCAACGGGCCACCCAGGGACACCGGGUGAGACUGGACCUCCUGGACCACCAGGAAGACCAGGCCCUGCCGGAGCAAGUGGGCCAGCCGGCACCAGAGGACCCAAAGGCUUGCGGGGAGCAAUGGGGCCUGAUGGUCCAACAGGAGAGAUGGGGUCAGAGGGCAAGAAGGGUUCUGAUGGACCUCCAGGAAAAAUAGGUUUCCCAGGAUCACAGGGAAAGAUCGGAGAGCCGGGAGACACUGGGCCAAAAGGUUUUCCAGGAAUCCAAGGGCCUUCUGGACCUCCAGGGGAAAAGGGAAUAGCCGGCGACCCAGGACCACCCGGACCACCAGGAACUGUUGGAUUGUUAGGAGAAAUUGGUCCAAAGGGUCCUGAUGGCAAAGAGGGCGAACCAGGACUUCCAGGCGAACCUGGGGAGAAGGGGGGGCUUGGACCAGCAGGGAACAUCGGAGAGCAAGGACUCAUAGGACAGAGGGGAGAGCCAGGCCUAGAGGGAGAAGCUGGUCCAGCUGGUCCUGAUGGAGCAAAGGGAGAAAAAGGUGACAUGGGUCAGGAGGGUGACAAAGGUGAAAAAGGUGAAACUGGACUAAAGGGAAAGGAAGGUCCAUCUGGUAGUCCUGGACUCACUGGCGUCCGGGGUUCAGAAGGAAAGCCCGGUAAAAUCGGUGAACGAGGCAAACCAGGCCUAAAGGGGGCCAAGGGUCAGCUGGGUCACCUUGGAGAAACUGGAACAGUGGGAGAGACUGGACCGCCAGGAUUUGUAGGGCCAAAGGGUUCCAGAGGGACUAUAGGACAUGUGGGAGCUCCGGGCCGAAUGGGUCAACAAGGUGAAAUUGGUCUUCAAGGCUAUGAGGGCCAUCUGGGACCACAGGGCCCCAUGGGGCGUCCAGGACCAAAAGGUGAAAAGGGUGAGCAGGGUGAUGACGGGAAGCAGGAAGGUCCUCCUGGUUCUCCAGGUCUCAUGGGACCUCCAGGUGAUAGAGGAGAGAGGGGUGAAUCAGGAGACCCAGGGUAUAAAGGUCAAAUUGGUUUGGAUGGAGAACGAGGCAGAUCUGGAGCUCCUGGACAACCGGGUCAUCCCGGGCCUCGUGGACAAAAAGGACCCAAAGGGGCCAAGGGAGACCAAGGUGAAAAAGGCAAAAAAGGACAACCUGGACAAAAAGGAGCUAGAGGAACUGAGGGUGGGGGUGGUCCUCCUGGUCCCAGAGGUGUGGUGGGUCCAGAGGGGCAGGAGGGAGUACCUGGAGAGGAUGGAACCACGGGAAAAGAUGGAAGCAAAGGCAUGCCGGGAGAGCACGGUGAUGAUGGGGUGGUAGGGCUUCCUGGUAAAUCUGGUGGACGCGGCAAAACUGGCGUUCCAGGACUCCCCGGGGAUCAGGGAGGAGUAGGACCAAAGGGGGAGCAGGGUCUUCGAGGCCAGAGUGGACCUUCGGGAAAAAGGGGUUUCAAAGGUGGAAUGGGACAACAGGGGCCACAGGGAGACAGAGGACCUAAAGGACAGCCUGGUGAUGCAGGAGAACAAGGUUUUCCAGGAGUUCUUGGAGUGUUUGGACCAAAGGGUCCUCCAGGAGACUUUGGGCCAAAGGGCAUACGGGGGCCGAAGGGGCCACAGGGUGCAAUGGGUGGAAGAGGAGUUGUCGGCCCUGUUGGAAUUAUUGGUCCCAAUGGAAGUGCAGGUCCUAGAGGACAAAAAGGCAACCGUGGAGAGAAUGGAUUUCAAGGUCCUAGGGGAUCACCUGGACCUCGUGGACGUCCUGGACCUCCAGGCCCUCCUGGAAUCCCUCUUUCAUUUAAAGAAGAUGGCCUUGUGAUUGUUGAUUCGCCCAAUCCUGUCAGGACUCAGCAUAGACCAGCAAUGGACCUGCCGAUGCUCGACCAGGGAGCAGAGAUCUUCAAGACCCUCCACUACCUCAGUAACUUGAUCCAGAGCCUGAAGAACCCACUGGGCACUCGAGACAAUCCCGCCCGUAUCUGCAGGGACCUUCACAGUUGUGAACAGAAGUUAAAUGACGGCACUUAUUGGAUAGAUCCCAAUCUUGGUUGCUCAUCUGACACAAUAGAAGUCACCUGCAGCUUUACUGGUGGUGGACAAACUUGCCUUAAACCAAUAACGGUUUCCAAGCCGACAAUUGAGGUUGGCCGUGUCCAAAUGAACUUCCUGCACCUCCUGAGCUCAGAGGCUAUUCAGCACAUCACCAUCCACUGUCUGAACAUCUCAGUUUGGAGGUCAGCUGAGAAUCAGCUCCCAGACCAUCGGUCUGUGAGAUUCAAGGCCUGGACCGGAGAAGUGUUUGCAGUGGGAGGGGAGCUCGAGCCAGAUGUUUUGGAGGACUCCUGUUGGAGAAAAGAUGGGCGCUGGCACCAGACCCAGUUUGUGUUCCAUUCCCUGGAUCCAACCCUGCUCCCUGUGAUCGACAUCUACAACCUCCCAAAAACAAACUCUGCAUCACAUUACCACCUGGAGAUCGGUCCAGUUUGCUUUCUUUGAGGGCCACAGCGUCAGUCUUCUGAGCACAAAGGGAAGGACAACCUCCCCCUGCAAAUCACCUUCAUGUAGGCGUGGAGACCAGAAAGGUCAUGUAAUCGUGACCUUUCACGAUUACAUGACAAACAUUGUCCAAGUGAGAAAAAAACUCACUGCCUUCCCUCCCGCCCAAAACAGACACUGCUUCACAACCAAACUCCUAGUGGACUGCAAGCAGAGAGAAAAGGAGGAAGCAGGGAGAGCAAGGCGGCGGGGUUACAGGAGCAGGGGAGUUCUUGCACUACUGGCUUCUCAGACCAACAAAUGCUUCCUCAAGCUCCAUCGGGCGGAUCUCCAUGUUAAAGGAUAAAAUACCACGCAAUGUCUCCAGGACAUUUUAAGUGAAAGGAGGCCAAGUUCAGCAGUGAAUAUUUGAAGUAACUUAUUUCCACAACUGUAUACAGUCUGUAUACUUUGUGUAAUAUUCAGAUUUUGUCAUAGCACCUAAAGUAAUUGGGAUUUUGUAAAUAUAGAUAUAUAUAUAUAUAUAUGCUCUAUCAUUGAUUUUAUACAUGUAUGUCUUUUGUAAAUUAAUAAUCUUUAAGUGCAAUAGAUAAAAGUAAAAAAAUAUAUAUAUUUUGGAACAUAGAGCUUAAAACCAGAUGCUAGAGUACACUGUGCAAAAAAGCACAUAAGCUUUUUCUCCACAAUGUCUGACAUCAGAUUAGACUGUGCUUCUCUUGUUUUAGUUGUGUUAUUUGGAUUCGCUAAAUGCCAGAAUAGUAAGAGAUUUUUUAGAGAUUUCUUAAAAUGCUGUUCAAAUUCAGAGGCUUGCGUGCACUAUGUGGCUUUAAGAAGAUGGGUAAAUUCCAGAGUAUGAUGUCAUUUUUGCAAGCUUCUGGUAGGUUAAUUCAGGGUGUUUUAGUUGAAUGAGGAACAUGACUGUUGCUUUAUUGUAAAUCAAUACCUAAAAAGGCACUGCUUCCUUGUAAAGAAAAAAAAAAUCUGCUAAGAUAGAGAAACAGAAAAUUGUGGACCUUCACAAGUCUGGAUUAUCCCUGGGUAACAAUUUCCAGAUUUCUGAAUCUGUCACAUUCAUCUCUUCAAACAACUACAUACAAAUACAAACAGCGUGAGAAUAUUCAGUCAUACCUUCAAAGAAAGAGGCAGGUUAUGGAUCCAUGAGAUGAACACGUUUUGGUGCUAAUGUAUGUAUCACCCCCGAAACAGAAAUGUAAGGCUGGGAAGAGGGAUUCAUUAUCGACUGUGAAAUGAGUCCUGUGUCGAAAUGUUCAGAAAGGCCACUCUCCGAAGAAGAAGUCAUCAUGGCAAAAGCAACAUAAAAAUCGGAUCACAGUUUGCAAAUACACUCAGGGACAACUUUUGGUGAAAAAGAAGGACAUUUGCAAGACUGAGAACACCGCUCCAUGCAUGAAGCAUUGGGUUGGCAGCAUACUAACAAUGUGUGGGUGUUUUGUUGCAGUAGGGUGUUCUGCACUUCACAAAAUAGAUGUUAUGAUGAGGACAGAAACAUUAUGUUGAAAUAUUGAAGCAACAUCUCAAAACAUUAUCCAGGACGUUAAAGCUUGUCCGCAGUGUUCCAAAUGGACACUGAUUGGCAGAGCCCCGAUUUCAGUCCCAUAGAAAUCUUGGGAAUUAAUAUUUACCACAGUCAUGCAGUUUAAAUGACAAAUCUACCAGACACAAAGAACGUACACAUACAAAGUGCAAAGCAUUGUUUUUAUUCUCUUUCUGAUCAUCCUGAUAUUCAGCAUAUAUUAGUAAUUUUGGUAACUACCCUAAAAUAGGAAACAUUCAGUAUGCUUUUAUGACAGACAAUGAAGAGAAAAGUUGUUGUGUCUUUUAAUACAAUGUAUGCAAGUAUCUGGUUUAAGCUGUUUAUGGAAGAUUUUUUUUUUUCAUGUCAAAUGGGGUGCCAUUUUACUUGCCUUUGGUGCUCAUCUGUUCAUGGUAUUUCACAGGUGAAUUUAUCCAAAUCAUAUAUUUAUGUAUUCUGAAAAGAAGAUUUACAUUUUCUUCUUGCUGUGAGAAGGACAGUGGUCACAAGCCGAAGCCAAAAACAAACGAAUGCCACUGACGACUGGAAGGGCUAUCGAUAUCAGACUGAGGAAGAGGAAGACAAGCUUAAGUUCUCAGUAGUGUUUUAGUAAAUCUUCUCUAACUGUGGAUUACAGCUUCAGGUUCUUGCUUCCUCACUAAUGAAUAAAAACAGAAUACAUAGUCGGCACCAGCUGAGCAUUUAAAAUCAAAACGAGUACAUGUAUAGGGUGUCCAUAAAGGAGAUCUGAGCCACAGAAGAAUGGAGAGCGGGUACAGGAAUCAAAACGGAAACCUCCAUCUUUUAUCCCGGUGCUGAGAACAUUUUCAAAGGUGCUAGUGAUAGUGCUGUUAUACACCACUUUGCUAAACUAUUCAUAUGCAUAUAGUGCAUGCAGGCUUUGCUUAGUAAAAAAGUUUAUAUACAACUUACCCGUUCCAUUACACUACGCUACAUCAUGAGCCCAUUUAUCGUGACAUAAUUGCCAAAUUAUUUUUCAUUUCCACUCUGCAUUUAAAUAAAAGCUAAAUUUAAGCUUUUUGUUGUUUUGUUUUUUGUUUGUUUGUUUGUUUUUACAAUUCUCAAAUAUUUCAGUUUAUAUCCGGCAUAAAUCGCAGGGUUUAAACCAUUUCCAAAAAUAUGUACAAAGCCCCGCUGAGCUGUAUGUAAUAUUUUUAGCAACUAGUAGAAAGUUUUUACAGGGCAAAAAAAAAAAUAUUGUAGCUGGAAUCAAGUGUAUAUAAUUCUGUAAACCUUGCUGUAUACAGUGGAUUCCCUCUUGCUAAUUUAAUGUUAUUUAAUGCUGUUAAUGUGGUUGCAGAUUGCGCAAAUUUCUGCUAGUUAAAGCAAAACUAUUCUUAUUGACAAUGUUAUAUAGCCGUGCUCCCAACUGGUCUUGAAGUUUAUGGGUUUUUUAUGUGUAAAUUUGGGGCUCCAGAGAACAAAUUUAUUGCAAUAUUAUUUCUUUUAUUUUUCUAAUUUUUUUAAUUGUUUUUAUUUCUUUCAUGAUAAUCAACCAUGUACUGUAUGAGAACUGUGCUCUUCUAUAACUUGUGUUUUAAGGAAUUAUGCAAAUAUGUGAAAAUGGUUUCUACUUUUUUUUUUAUAAAUCUUUCCUGAAAAUGAGCUAAGAAUACCUCAUAAUUUUACAUGAGCAAAAAUUUUCUAUUGCAUUCAUAAUUGAAACCUGUUUGAAAAUAUCAGACAAAUGCAGCAAAGCAUCAAACUUUGAAUGAGAUCAUUUCUGGUGCAUUCAUCUCUUAUUUGUCCGCUCUUUAGUCAUUGUUCAGUGUCUGUUAAAUAAAUACUUUAAAUUUG